Humulus lupulus (European hop) is the source of this 2584-nucleotide messenger RNA. Its product is annotated as cyclic nucleotide-gated ion channel 2. The coding region runs from base 201 to 2339 and encodes 712 amino acids. The transcript has 8 exons. The record is from RefSeq and is a predicted model, not a curated record. NCBI's taxonomy places the organism in Eukaryota, Viridiplantae, Streptophyta, Magnoliopsida, Rosales, Cannabaceae.
UCCUUCCCACACCCUUUUUCGUAGUUACCACCCUUCUAAUAAUAGUACUUACCUCUAUAUCAAUAAAUGCCCCACCCCUCUCUCUUAUAAAUAACUCUACUUCAUUUAUUCUACUCUUCUAUUCUUCAAUUUCUCUCCAACUUAAACUCGUCUCUCUCUCUCUAUUCCAUGGUUGUUCCUCAUCUUCACCUUCAAUUAACAUGCCUCUCUCCCACUUCUCCCUCUCAAGGUGGAUUGGAAUACAGCGCCAGAGCUCAGGAGGGUCAACUUCACAUAGCGACGCCGAUGAAUACAUCAACCCAAACUCCAACACGGUGGAAUGCUACGCUUGUACUCAGGUGGGGCUACCGGCGUUCCACUCCACCAGCUGUGACCGAGCCAACCAGCCGCAGUGGGAGGCCUCGGCCGGUUCAUCCUUGAUCCCAAUUCAAUCCCGAACCGACCUCAAGAACGACCUCCUCCUCGCUGCCGCCGCCGAAGCCAAGCGACGCCGACUUCCAACCGGGCCGUUCGGCCGCGUGGUCGACCCGCGCAGCAAGCGCGUGCAGAGGUGGAACCGCGCGUUCCUCAUGGCGCGAGGGAUGGCCCUGGCGGUGGAUCCGCUCUUCUUCUACUCGCUCUCCAUUGGGCGUGGCGGAACGCCUUGCCUCUACAUGGACGGCGGGCUGGCUGCGGUGGUCACUGUGCUCCGCACGUGUCUGGACGCCGUGCAUCUCUGCCACCUCUGGCUCCAGUUCCGGCUGGCUUACGUGUCGAGGGACUCCCUCGUGAUUGGGUGUGGGAAACUCGUGUGGGAUCCACGUGCCAUCGCCUCACACUACGUAAGGUCUCUCAAGGGGUUCUGGUUCGAUGCCUUCGUUAUACUCCCUGUUCCUCAGGCCGUGUUUUGGUUAGUACUACCAAAACUGAUAAGAGAAGAGAGGAUUAAACUCAUAAUGACAAUACUUCUGCUGAUGUUUUUGUUCCAAUUCCUCCCUAAAGUCUAUCACUGCAUAUGUUUAAUGAGAAGAAUGCAAAAGGUCACGGGAUACAUAUUUGGGACAAUUUGGUGGGGUUUUGGUCUCAACCUUAUUGCUUACUUCAUAGCCUCUCACGUUGCUGGAGGAUGUUGGUAUGUCCUUGCAAUACAACGCGUGGCCUCGUGUCUCCGCCAACAUUGUGAGCGAAAUGUCAACUGUAACCUGUCUUUUUCUUGCAGAGAAGAAAUAUGUUACCAAUUUUUGCUGCCUGCUGGCACAAUAGGCAAUCCUUGCGGCGGUAACUCGACGACCAUUGUUAGAAAGCCACUUUGUUUGGAUGUCAAUGGGACAUUCAACUAUGGAAUUUAUCAGUGGGCACUUCCAGUCAUAUCUAGUAACUCAGUAGCCGUUAAGAUUCUAUAUCCCAUCUUCUGGGGCUUAAUGACUCUUAGUACCUUUGGGAAUGAUCUUGAACCCACAAGUAACUGGCUGGAAGUGAUUUUCAGCAUAUGCAUUGUUCUAUCUGGAUUACUCCUUUUCACAUUACUGAUAGGAAACAUCCAGGUGUUUUUGCAUGCUGUUAUGGCAAAGAAGAGAAAAAUGCAGUUAAGAUGUCGAGACAUGGAAUGGUGGAUGAAGAGAAGACAGUUGCCAUCUCGUCUGAGACAAAGAGUUCGGCGUUUCGAACGCCAAAGAUGGGCAGCCUUAGGAGGAGAAGAUGCUAUGGAAUUGCUCAAAGAUUUACCAGAAGGUCUCCGGAGAGACAUCAAGCGUUAUCUUUGUCUUGAUCUCAUUAAAAAGGUUCCUCUGUUUCAUAACUUGGAUGAUCUUAUUCUUGACAACAUAUGUGAUCGAGUUAGACCUCUGGUGUUCACCAAAGAUGAAAAGAUAAUAAGAGAAGGGGACCCUGUGCCAAGAAUGAUAUUCCUGGUCCGGGGACGCAUAAAACGUACCCAAAACCUCAGCAAAGGGUUGGUAGCCACGAGCGUGCUUGAGCCAGGUGGGUUCCUGGGGGACGAGCUACUCUCGUGGUGCCUCCGCAGGCCUUUCGUGGACCGUCUACCGGCCUCAUCAGCCACAUUCACAUGCAUCGAAUCGACCGAGGCGUUCGGCCUAAACUCGGAAGAUCUCAAGUACAUCACAGACCACUUCCGCUACAAAUUCGCCAACCAGAGACUUAAACGAACGGCCAGAUACUACUCUUCCAAUUGGCGAACAUGGGCAGCUGUAAAUAUACAGCUCGCAUGGCGUCGUUACAGGUUGAGGACCAGAGGUCCUGUGAUUCCUGCUGUCUCCCAUGAAAGUGGAAGCACUGAGCGUCGACUCAUGCAGUACGCUGCCAUGUUCAUGUCACUCAAACCCCACGAUCAUCUAGAAUAAUCAAACCUAAACCAAAACCAAAAUCAAUCAAAAUAAUUUUUUUCCCUUAGUUCGAGUACUCAAAAAAUCAUGCUUGUUUAAUAAAGUUUUUUCUGUCUUUCUUUCUUUCUAGCUAUGUCGAGGUAAUCUAAUUCUUGCUCACCAUGAAUUAUUGGUGUUCGAUCAUGUAAAAGAGAAAAACAAAUUGAGUCUUUGUUUUUGGUUGUUAAUAGUAAAUGGUGUGGAGUGGAGGGGUAUUAUUGACA